This is a messenger RNA of Lolium perenne, 1144 nucleotides long. RefSeq names its product phosphoglycerate mutase-like protein 4. The record is from RefSeq and is a predicted model, not a curated record. Lineage: Eukaryota; Viridiplantae; Streptophyta; Magnoliopsida; Poales; Poaceae. Gene Ontology annotation, molecular function: phosphatase activity. Gene Ontology annotation, cellular component: cytoplasm; cytosol.
GUAAUGAUAAGAUAAACGCAGUGGUUUCUUUCGUAGAAGCUGCAUAUACCAACAACUAGUAGGAGUAGUAAUUAACACCGGAGAUAUCUUAUGCUCGCUUAUCUGUAGCAGGUAGUAGACGCCAGCCACACCACCAUGGCCGAUCGAGCAGCGACGUCUCGUCCUGCUGCUGCCGCCGCCUCAUCGAUCGGCAUCAAGCAGUUGGCGGAGGUGGUGGUGGUGCGGCACGGCGAGACUUCAUGGAACGCCUCUCAUAUUAUCCAGGGGCAAAUGGAUCCGGAGCUCAACGAGACCGGCAGAAGCCAAGCUCUAGUGGUCGCGCGUCGGCUGUCGAGGGAAGUCAAGCCAGCCGCCGUGUACUCCUCCGAUCUCAGGCGCGCCUCCGAGACCGCUCGGAUCAUAGCCACAGCCUGCGGCGUAUCCAAUCUGGUGUUUGCUCAGGCGCUGAGAGAGAGGCACAUGGGAGAUCUCCACGGCCUGGUGUACCCCGACGCCGUGAGAAGGCACCCUGAGAUCUUCUCUUGGGAUGGAAGGACACAGGAAAUCCCCGGUGGUGGGGAGAGCCUUGAUCAGCUGUCUCAGCGGUGCGUCUCCUACCUGAACACUGUCGCUGAGAAACACAAGGGGGAGCGUGUGAUCGUGGUCACCCAUGGCGCGAGCACGGAGGAGCUCUGCUUGCACGCCGACCCGACAAGCCCGGUGCGCGGGAAGCUUCACAACACAUCGAUCUGUCUGUUCCGUAUCGGCGACGGCGAAUGGAUCCUUGAGAAGGCCGGCGACGUCGCCCAUCUCAGCCAAGGUGGAUUCCUGGAGGACGCGUUCGGCGGCGAUGGCGCGUCUGCAUGACGGUGUACAGGUUCACACAAAGCCGAUUCGACCGGCCAAUAUUAUUGCGUUCCUACAUGCUCGGAGUUGCUCCUGGGUGAAUUUCCUUUAAUCAAAUCGUAUGGUAGUAAGUGGUAACAUAAAGAGACGGUGUUGUGCCCCGUUAGCCAUUGCUCACUCUGCCUAUCAUUUUUUUUUGAAACAAAGCUAAAAAUUUACCAUUUUUAUUGAUUAAGAAGAGGUUUUAGAGGUGUUACAAACCAAGACUUGACACAAGGUCAAGCCCAAAACAUAAGCAUACUCUCGCGGCAUUACAACA